Messenger RNA from Nematocida parisii ERTm1, 225 nucleotides. RefSeq lists its product as uncharacterized. Gene Ontology annotation, cellular component: ribosome. The transcript has a single exon. The record is from RefSeq and is a predicted model, not a curated record. Bases 1 to 183 code for a protein of 60 amino acids. Gene Ontology annotation, molecular function: structural constituent of ribosome. Gene Ontology annotation, biological process: translation. Lineage: Eukaryota; Fungi; Microsporidia.
AUGGCAAAAGCAAUAUCAUUGAACAAAACAGGAAAGGUCAGAGGAUCUACACCAAAAGUAGCAAAGGCAGACAAACCUAAGCCAAAGAAGGGAAGAGCAUCCAAGAGAGCAUUAUAUGAGAAGAGAGUAAGCAAGGGAUACUUCGAGGGAAUUAUGAAGAUGAACCCACAGGAGGUAAAAUAAUUCAUUUGCCAAAUAGAAUCUUAAUAAAGACUUAUUUAUAGG